AUGCGUUGGCACUCAUCGCGAAGGCGUGAGGCCGCCGUGAGGGGAGGCUCUGGACGCAUCGCCCUGUCUCUGAUGGCGCUGCAGUCGCCCACUGGACUCCAUUGUCGCCGCCUUGCCGCUCUGUCGCCGAUGCAUCUGGUCUCCGCACACUCCAUUUUCGACCCGUUGUGCGCUGCCAGCCCCGAAGAGCCGCCCUCGACCGCGCUGCCCUCGACCCCUCGACUGGAGCGCAACCCUCACGACACGCGCGCGCGCGGUAGCAUGUCCUCUCCACGCCGUCAAUUGCCUUCGCUGCCGUCUCCUGCCCGUCGCCAUCGCAGUCUGCCGUCGCCAGCACCGCCCGCUGUGGCUGGAGCCCGGAGGCAACGCACGUCGAGUCGGUCGCCGGCGGCGAAUUGCGCAGGCCCACGGCGCUCCAGCGACGAGACAGCAGCAGACGCCACGGCUGGUGCGGCGACUGGCUCGUCCUCCCGCCGCCUAGGAUCGCGCUCGUCCGUCCGCCGUCCAUCCUCACCACCACGCGCGCUCCCUCGCCCGCGAGCCUCGCCAUCGGCGGCUGCGACUGCCCACCCGCCAGACGUCGCCGGGCCUGAGACCAGAGUCGCAUUGAGUGCCCCGGGCCCGCCUUCACCCGUCACCGUGUUGCCAACCCAGCAACCAUCUGACGAUCCCCACGACCGCAACGUUAACGAACCCUACACAACCUCUCUGCAGCAACGCCAGCAGCAAGCUCAGGAAUACUACCGCCAACAGAACCUUUCACGCGUCUCGAGUUCCUCCGGUAGCAGCCCGUACACCCUCCGGCGCACCCCGAACUUCGAAGAGCCGCGUGCCCGUCCCAGAGCUUCGUCCUUCGACUCGAACCAAGCUAGACCGCCCCCAACCGUAAGGUUCGCCGACGACAGCGACCCAGCGACCACUACUCGGUUCACCCGUCCUCGCGUAGCUUCACCUACUGCCCCACAAGACCCCUUCACUCCUCACCCUGCCCUCCGCAUCUCCAGACGCACUGCAGCUGCCAUCCAGUUCACUCUCCAAGAAGCUCUGCAACACCCAUACCCUUUCACUCCCGACCUUGCUGAGGAGAACGCUUCCAUGUCAGAGCUGGCGGGGGGGUCGACCGGCAAUGGUCGCGCUGCGAAUGGCGGCGCGCGCACAACCGCAGGGCCCGUCCCUGUGUCGCAAGGCAAUACCGCAGCGCAAGACCAACGACCCGGCAUCAUGACACCACGAGAGAUCAUGACCGCACGUCGAGAGCGCGAGGAACGACGCGCUGCCGAGGCACACGCAGCGAGAGCUGCCGAGGAGCAGCAACGGCGGGCACAGGAGGACGAGCGAAGGAAGAGCGCGGAACGAAGAGCACAAGCUGCUGGCGUUGCUGGCACAGCCAGCCAGAGACAACCACCACAGAACACCCCUCUCAGAAAUCCAACUGACGACAGUGGAUACGGGACUCGACAGAACACGGGCGGAGGAGGUCUGCCACGAGAGGCCGAGCGCGUUCCUGCAUCUGGAGGACCCGUCAACCCUCUCGCUCCAUCGCAAGCUCCGGACACAACUGCAGGCGCGCAAUAUGGCCGGGUUCGGGCAACAUCACAAUCACAACAGCAGCCGCGACCCACAAAUCCUCCAGCACCCGCCACAGGCAUGCCUGACACUACGCGACGACCACAAGGUUCAUCAGCUCAUGCGCGCCAGCCGUCAGCUCCGACAGCUGCUGCGCAAGCCCGUCAAGGUCCCAUCGGGGUCCCCCCACAGCAAACUCAAGGUGGUCCAUCCUCGGUAGGAGGCCACUCACGGAACACGACAAAUGUGUCUUCAUUCCCUCAUGCAUUUGAACGAUGGGAGACUCUGUCAUCUCAUUGGGAGGGCCUCACGUCGUAUUGGAUUCGACGACUGGAACAGAACACUGAAGAAGUCCGGCGAGAGCCAUUAGCGCAGCAAAUGUCGCGGCAGAUCACUGAUCUGUCCGCAGCUGGGGCUAAUCUCUUCCACGCCGUUGUUGAGCUUCAACGACUUCGAGCCUCUUCAGAGCGCAAGUUCCAGCGCUGGUUCUUCGAGCACAGACAGGACCAAGAGCGAUCACAAGAGAUGCAAGCGGGGCUGGAGCUUGAAUUGCAGGUUGAACGCCAAGCCCGUGCUGACGGCGCCGCCAAUGCGGAUCGUUUGCUGAGGGAGAAGAACAAUGCUGACAGGAUGGUAGCUGAGAUGCGACGUGAGCUUCAGAUCUCGAAAGAGGAAGCACGUAGAGCAUGGGAGGAGCUAGGCCGUCGUGAAGCAGAAGAGCGAGCUCGCACUGAAUCACUUCGAGAUGGCCAGCCUACAUUAGUCGGCGGCGUUCAAGUGGUGCCCAUGGGAGCGGGCAUGGCUAGCAGGCACGGAAGCGUAUCCCAGCGACCUUCAACAAGAGAUGAAGGUUACAGCAGCUUGCCCCAGGGCGCCCAGUCGGGUGGUACGCAAGGUCUGCAACCCCAGUACUCCUAUGAAGAAGCUGCUUCGCCCACCGAUACCGAUCCAUAUGGCGAAUCUGCACGACAACAAACAUCAGGUCUUCGCCACGAGCCGGAUGUCCCCGCCCUUGGUCGUGGUACAUAUGGAGGCUACCCGACCAGCAGCGAAGGCGGAACAUCGAGUUCAACUGCACGCACUGCUAUUCCACCGGCACAGAGUCAAUCUCAAGCGCCAGCUCCGUUACAACCUCACCGCACGACCGCUCAACAGCCUGCAGUCCAGCCAACCACAUCCCAGCCCGAAGCAUUCUACCAGCAGCCAGGAACUUACCUGCAUGAAGACACCGCUGCUAACAUCCCCGAGGACGAGCGAUCAUAUGUCGAAUCUCAAGGUGACGUGACCUCGGAAGGCGAUGAAGAAUAUGUAAUCGACGGAUCAGGAAAUUUCGUUCUUGACGAAUCAGGCCAUCGAGUCACAUACCGGGAGCACCGACUUCGCCAAUCCGAGUCGGAUGAAUUUGACGUACAAGCAGAUCGACAGCGAGAGAUUGAACACCUAAACCGCUAUGGCACAGCAUCGGGUGGUUAUGGUGCGGCUACCAGCACCGCUGGACCUGCGUAUCCUCCUGCUCCAGGCCAGGCUGGCUACCAGACUGCUGGACCCGUUGAUUACAGCGGCUCUGGCUAUGGAACCGAGUGGGCUGCUAUGCGCCACCAUCAUCCAACUCGCUUGAGCGACGUUCUAGAAGAAGACGAACGUAGCAGGACUUCUCCGAGUCGGGCCAGUCAGACCAGCCGGGGAAUGUACUGA
Messenger RNA from Mytilinidion resinicola, 3261 nucleotides. RefSeq lists its product as uncharacterized. Bases 1 to 3261 code for a protein of 1086 amino acids. The transcript is spliced from 3 exons. The record is from RefSeq and is a predicted model, not a curated record. NCBI's taxonomy places the organism in Eukaryota, Fungi, Ascomycota, Dothideomycetes, Mytilinidiales, Mytilinidiaceae.